CGUGGCGGCCAUGUCGGCGGGCGGCGGAGCGCAGCGGGACGCGGGGGCCGCGGGCGGGCGCCGCAGCAAGUGGGAUCAGCCCGGCCCGGCUCCUAAUUUCCUCCUCCCCGGUACGGCGCCGCUGCCCGGGCGGCCGUUCCCCGGUGGGGGCGGCGAUGGCGGCGCCGCCGUGGCCGGGUCCGAGAGCUCGGCGGCGCCCUCGGGAGCGCUGGAUGCGGCCGCGGCCGUGGCGGCGAAGAUCAACGCGAUGCUGAUGGCUAAAGGGAAGCUGAAGCCGGCGCCCAGCACGGCGGACAAGCUGCAGGCUCUGGGCAAAGGUCCAGCCACGAGUAAAAGCAAAGAUGACCUUGUGGUGGCCGAGGUGGAGAUCAACGAUGUGCCCCUGACGUGCAGGAACCUGCUGACCCGGGGCCAGACCCAGGACGAGAUCAGUCGCCUGAGUGGAGCAGCUGUCUCCACUCGAGGGAGGUUCAUGACUGCAGAAGAGAAAGCCAAAGUGGGACCUGGAGAUCGUCCUUUGUAUCUUCAUGUUCAGGGCCAGACACGGGAGUUGGUUGACAGAGCUGUUAACAGAAUCAAAGAGAUCAUCACCAACGGCGUGGUGAAGGCAGCCACGGGCUCCAGCCCCACCUUCAACGGGGCCACAGUCACUGUGUAUCACCAGCCAGCCCCCAUCGCCCAGAUCACCCCAGCUGUGGGCCAGAAACCUCCCUUCCAGUCAGGGCUGCAUUACGUGCAGGACAAGCUGUUUGUGGGCUUGGAGCACGCGGUGCCCACGUUCGGUGUCAAGGAGAAGGUGGAGGGGCCCGGCUGCUCGUACCUGCAGCACAUCCAGCUGGAAACGGGCGCCAAGGUUUUCCUGCGGGGGAAAGGCUCGGGGUGCAUCGAGCCGGCCUCGGGCAGGGAGGCCUUCGAGCCCAUGUACAUCUACAUCAGUCACCCAAAGCCAGAAGGUUUGGCAGCUGCUAAAAAGCUGUGUGAGAACCUCUUGCAAACUGUUCACGCCGAGUACUCCCGGUUUGUGAACCAGAUCACCACCGCCGUUCCCUUGGCAGGUUUCUCCCAGCCGGCCGCCAUCGGCAGCGUCCCCUCGCAGCCCUCCUAUUACCCCUCCAACGGGUACCAGUCCGGCUACGCCGUGGUGCCGCCCCAGCAGCCGGUGCAGCCGCCCUACGCCGUGCCAGGCAUGGUGCCCCCCCCCGCCGUGCCCCUGGCGCCCGGCGUGCUGCCAGCGCUGCCCACGGCCGUGCCACCCGUGCCCACACAGUACCCGAUAGCGCAGGUGCAGCCGCCGGCCAGCACGGGACAGCAGAGCCCCCUGAGCGCCCCUUUCCUCGCUGCUGCCCCAGGCAAGGCCAGCAUUCCGGCUGGGAGCCAGCCCCCGGUGCAGCCGCAGGGCCACAAGCGCCGCUUCACCGAGGAGCUGCCCGACGAGCGCGAGUCCGGCCUGCUGGGCUACCAGCAUGGACCCAUUCAUAUGACUAAUUUAGGUACAGGCUUCUCCAGUGCGAGCGAAAUCGAGGGAGCCGCGGCGAAGGCAGCGAGUUCCUCAGGAAAGGAGAGAGAGAGGGACAGGCAGUUGAUGCCUCCACCAGCUUUUCCUGUCACUGGAAUGAAAUCGGAAUCGGAAGAAAGAAAAGGUGCGGGGUCUUUGCCAGGCAGCCAUGAUCAUCAAGCCAAGAAGAUGAAAACUGCAGAGAAGGGCUUUGGAUUAGUGGCCUAUGCUGGAGAUUCUUCAGAUGAAGAGGAGGAACACGGUGGCCAUAAAAACGCAAGUACUUUUUCACAGGGCUGGAGUUUGGGGUACCAGUACCCAUCCUCACAACAACGAGCUAAACAACAGAUGCCUUUCUGGAUGGCACCAUAAAAACAAAAAAAAACAAAACAAAAAAACUGCACAAGAGUUUUCAUUCAUCUGGUUUUCUCCCCCCCUCUAGCAAUAAUGCAUGUAUAUUCCAGAAUGAACUUGGCAAAGAGGUGUUGUUUUUACAUUCGCAGAAAAGGCAAUUUCCCCUUGGAAGGGCUCCAUUGUUUUUUAAAGAAAUCUUCAUUUUUGGCAGUGUAUUUGUCAAUUUUAAAAAGGAGUAUUUGGAGCAGCAUCCUGACUGGCCUAGUCCCUUGUAAAGAGGAACCAGGGAAGCCUCUUGGGCCACAUUUUCAGUUCCUCCCAGAUAAAGGGAAGAGUCAGUGCCACUGACUUCACUUUGCGUUUUUGGAGUGCUCUGCUGGUGACUCAGCCUCAAUUUUGGAUUUUCACCAGAGGGAAGAAACACCCAACAGUCAUGAAAAACUUGAGCAUCACGUUUGGAAAACUCUUGGUUUUAUUUCAGACAUCUCCUGUAACUCAGCUUGGUUUUAUUUUGAAAUGUGACUUUACCAAUCCCGCAAGUUCUCAUUGUGGCCAGAUGUUGGGCUGGGGGAUGCUCAGGUUUUUGGAUAGGUCCACUUUGCUCCAGGUGGACUUGGCACUGUAGCCCUAGUGCUGAAUUGUUUCCAGGACUCCAACUCAGCAGGAAUUCCUUUUCCAGAGGCUCAGCCCCAUCUCCUCCCUCACUCACCGGAUUCCACCAGAGCCAGAAGGUUCCACAGUGGUUUCCCAAAGGGCAGCAGCUCCUGCCUCACGUGCAGAACCUGGGAAUGAGUUUUUGGACUUGUUUUUGGACUGUUUUGGACACGAACUGAGUGGGGUGGGCUGCUGCAGCCAGAACUCCUGCAUGGAGCAGUGACACAGGGACUGCUCCAAGGCAGCUUUUGGGACAGGAGUUUUGAGAAGGGGCUGUGUCACUGCUGCAGCCAGGGAUGCCUCACCUGUACAAACCUCGGCUUCCCCAUGUGUUGUAAAUAAUUAGAACCAUACUUUCAUUAUAAAUAAAUGUAUAAAUAUUC
This is a messenger RNA of Zonotrichia leucophrys gambelii, 2886 nucleotides long. RefSeq names its product KH domain containing 4, pre-mRNA splicing factor (gene KHDC4). Gene Ontology annotation, molecular function: RNA binding. Lineage: Eukaryota; Metazoa; Chordata; Aves; Passeriformes; Passerellidae. The transcript is spliced from 14 exons. Bases 11 to 1867 code for a protein of 618 amino acids. Gene Ontology annotation, cellular component: nucleus. The record is from RefSeq and is a predicted model, not a curated record.